Messenger RNA from Chinchilla lanigera (long-tailed chinchilla), 2736 nucleotides. RefSeq names its product FYVE, RhoGEF and PH domain containing 2 (gene Fgd2). NCBI's taxonomy places the organism in Eukaryota, Metazoa, Chordata, Mammalia, Rodentia, Chinchillidae. Gene Ontology annotation, biological process: filopodium assembly; cytoskeleton organization. Gene Ontology annotation, molecular function: metal ion binding; guanyl-nucleotide exchange factor activity. The transcript is spliced from 16 exons. Gene Ontology annotation, cellular component: cytoplasm. The record is from RefSeq and is a predicted model, not a curated record. Bases 391 to 2433 code for a protein of 680 amino acids.
AAGACGAAGCUCCCGGACCUCGUGAGGGGGAAAGCGUGCUUGGCCACUCAGGCCAACGGGUCAGCUGCAGGCUCAGCUCCAGAACCUCUGCCGUCCCUCACAGGUGGCUCUGGAACUGGAGGUUGGAAGAGGUGAAAGGCCAGCAGGUGGGGCCACCCAGGCCCCACCCACUGCGGGGACAGUGCGCCUUUCCCUUGUGGGCCAAGGCUAAGGGACCACUUCCUCUUUCUUCUCUCGAGCCCGGAGCCAGGCCUGCUGGGCCCUCAGCAAGGACGCAAGCAGACUCCAGGAUGUCCUAGGCCAUCUGGGUCCUGCAGCCAGGGUGGCCGCGGGUCUGCACUCAAGAGCUCUCUCCCUCUCUGGGGACAGCAGGGUCUGGAGGCCUUUGGGAUGGAAUCCACGGAUGGGGAGAAGCUGCCCUCUGUGUCUAGCCUGGUGACCGUGUUCGAGGACAGCAGCUCCCCACCCAGGCUCUGCUCCUGUGCCUCCUGCUCCUCACCAAGGAGCCCUCAGACCUGCUCUGUUCUCAGGACCCCAGGAGCGGCACCCAGAGUCCGCGGCCCAGGGGACACACAGCAUCCACAGGGGCUCAGGCCACCCCUGUCCCCAGGGCCCUGGGAGAUGCCCCCCGCAGAGCAGGCCCCGAUUUCUCGGCCCAGGACCGUGAGCAGGAGCUACCUGAACUCCCUGAAGGACAAGCUGUCCAGCGGGGCCUGGAGGAGGUCUUGCCAGCCAGGGACCCAGCCUGAGUCGGGGCCGCAGGAGCCAGAGGAGAAGAGGAUCGUCCGCGAGCUGCUGGAGACGGAGCAGGCCUACGUGGGCCGCCUGCACCUGCUGGACCAGGUGUUUUUCCAGGAGCUGCUGAGGGAGGCCCGCAGCAGCAAGGCCUUCCCGGAGGACGUGGUCAGGCUCAUCUUCUCCAACAUCUCCUCCAUCUACCAGUUCCACGCCCAGUUCUUCCUCCCGGAGCUGCAGCGUCGCCUAGAGGACUGGACGGCCACGCCCCGCAUCGGGGACGUGAUCCAGAAACUGGCCCCGUUCCUGAAGAUGUACGGCGAGUACGUGAAGAACUUCGAUCGCGCCGCUGAGCUGCUGGCCGCCUGGGCCGAGAAGUCGCCUCCCUUCCAGGAGGUCAUCGCCCGCAUCCAGAGCAGCGAAGCCUCGGGCAGCCUGACGCUGCAGCACCACCUGCUGGAGCCGGUGCAGCGCAUCCCGCGCUACGAGCUGCUGCUCCGGGAGUACGUGCGCAAGCUGCCGCCCGCGGCCGCCGACAGGCCCGACGCGCGCGGGGCCCUGGACGUGAUCUCCGCAGCCGCGCAGCACUCCAACGCCGCCAUCGCCGAGAUGGAGCGGCUGCAGGACCUGUGGGCCGUGUACCAGCGCCUGGGCCUGGACGACGACAUCGUGGACCCCUCCAACGCGCUGCUCCGCGAGGGCCCGGUGCUCAAGAUCUCCUCCCGCCGCCGCGACCCCAUGGAGCGCUACCUCUUCUUGUUCAACAACAUGCUGCUGUACUGCGUGCCCCGGGUCCUGCAGGUGGGCGCCCACUUCCAGGUGCGGACCCGCAUCGACGUGGCAGGGAUGAAGGUGCGGCCACUGCCUGACUCCGAGUUCCCGCACUCCUUCCUGGUGUCGGGGAGGCAGCGCACCCUGGAGCUGCAGGCCCGGUCCCAGGAAGAGAUGAUCUCCUGGAUGCAGGCCUGCCAGGCCGCCGUGGACCACAUCGAGAGGCGGAACGAGACCUUCAAGGCUGCGGCCCAGGGGCCGGAAGGCGAUGCCCAGGAGCAGGAGCUGCAGUCCGAGGAGCUGGGCCUCCGGGCCCCACAGUGGGUGCGCGACAAGAUGGUGACCAUGUGCAUGCGCUGCCAGGAGCCCUUCAACGCCCUGACGCGCCGGCGCCACCACUGCCGAGCCUGCGGCUACGUCGUCUGCGCCCGCUGCUCCGACUACCGCGCCGAGCUGCAGUACGACCGGGGCCAGCUGCACCGCGUGUGCGCGGCCUGCUACACCUUCCUCACCGGCCGCGUGCUGCCCGAGGAGCGCGAGGACCGGAGGCGGGGCAUCCUGCAGAAAGGGGCUGCAGCCGGGCCCGACGGCAGCGUGAUGAGCGGCUUCCUGCAGCUGCUUGGGGACAGGUGGGGCCGGAACAGCAGCCGGAGCUGGUGCGUGAUCCCCCGGGACGACCCCCUCGUGCUCUACGUCUACGCAGCCCCGCAGGACGUGCGGGCACUCACCACCAUCCCACUGCUGGGCUACCAGGUGACCGCCGGGCCGCAGGGGGACCCACGCGCCUUCCAGCUGCAGCAGUCGGGCCAGCUGUUCACGUUCCGGGCUGAGACGGAGGAGCUGCGGGGCCGCUGGGUGGAGGCCGUGGGGCGGGUGGCGGGUGGCGAGAUCCCCGAGGCACCCGACCCGGCCGUGCUGUCAGACUGACCCGCCCGGCUCCCGGCCCCUGCCCCGCCCCACCCCGGCCGUCACGUGACCUGGUCUUGGCGUCUGCCGGGCGUGCGCCCUGGUUCACCACCGGGCCAAGGCGGGACUGUCCCUUCACGGAGCAGCGACCAAAGGUCCCCGUUUGCUGGUGGAGGUGGCUCCUGAGCCGACACUAGGAGGGUCCGGGUGACCCAGGACUCUGCUUCACAGCCCAGGUCCCAGCAGGCUGCCGCCUGGGCCCUCAGGGUCUUCAGAUGACGAACAGAUGCAAGUCCGUUUUAGAAUUAAAAACACCCGGUGCUG